This is a messenger RNA of Ilyonectria robusta, 831 nucleotides long. RefSeq lists its product as uncharacterized. Lineage: Eukaryota; Fungi; Ascomycota; Sordariomycetes; Hypocreales; Nectriaceae. The record is from RefSeq and is a predicted model, not a curated record. The coding region runs from base 1 to 831 and encodes 276 amino acids. The transcript has 2 exons.
AUGGGGAAGCAGACGGCGGUCCCGGAUGCGUGGGAGGACGACUGGGAGAGCCAGGCAGACAAGGUCGCCAACGAGGACCAGCAGCAGCCGCAACAGCCAGAACCCCAGGCUCCCCUUAGUAAGGCGGAGCGCCUCGCGCAGCAUGCCGAGGCGAAUCGAAGAAUCUGGGAGUCUGCCGAUUCCCCCCAGACGUUCCACUACGUCGAAGCCAACGCCAGCGUCCCCCUCGCCAACGCCUUUAAGCCCCAGGUGAAGGUGCUCAGCCGGAAACCCAUGAUUGCGAAGCGGGAUCCCGUAACGGGCAAGUUGAUCGACGACGAGGAAGAGGCGAAGAAGGAGGUCCAACUCAGCCCGGAGGAAAUCCGCGCAAAGCAGAAGAGGGACCGCGAGGAGAAGCAGCGUCGCUACGAGGAAGCCCGCGCAAAGAUCUUUGGGGAGUCGAAUCCGUCGUCUGGGGCGUCGUCACCAGGCGCAGUUACCCCACCCCGAUCCGACGGACACUUUGCUCCCCGGGGACGAGGCCGAGGUAGAGGAGGGUACCGCAACAACAACGAGAACCGCCAAUUCGACAACCGUCAAUUCGACAAUCGCCAAUUCGACAACCGUCAGUUUGACGCCCCUCGAAGACCGCUCAACCCCUCAGGGUCCGGCCGUGAGCUAUACGACCCCAACUUUACGCCUAAGCCAGAGUCGUCCACAGCACCACGAAGGGCAAAUGACAAUUCAAAUCCGUCAAAGGCAGACCAGAACCCAAUUCGAGCACCGAGAGGACCAGACGGGAGUGGGCGGGGAGGGUUUGGCUUCGCUCAGCGAGGUGCCAAGGAGAGUUGA